UCUCUUGUGUGUCCGCCUGUGAGAAGGAGCCAGAGCCCAAGGAAGAUGAUAGAGCCUGAGGAGUACAGAGAGAGAGGGAGAGAGAUGGUGGAUUACAUUUGCCACUACCUGAGCACUGUGCGGGAGAGGCGGGUGACCCCAGAUGUGCAGCCUGGCUACCUGCGAGCCCAGCUGCCUGAGAGUGCUCCUGAGGAACCUGACAGUUGGGACAGCAUCUUUGGGGACAUUGAGAGAAUCAUCAUGCCUGGGGUGGUGCAUUGGCAAAGCCCCCAUAUGCAUGCCUACUACCCAGCCCUUACCUCUUGGCCAUCACUGCUGGGAGACAUGCUGGCUGAUGCCAUUAACUGCUUGGGAUUCACCUGGGCAUCCAGCCCUGCAUGCACAGAGCUGGAGGUGAACAUCAUGGACUGGCUGGCCAAAAUGCUGGGACUCCCAGAGCACUUCCUACACCACCACCCUGGGAGCCAGGGGGGAGGUGUCUUACAGAGCACGGUCAGUGAAUCCACCUUGAUUGCCCUGCUGGCAGCAAGGAAGAACAAAAUCCUGGAAAUGAAGACCUCUGAGCCCGAUGCUGACGAAUCCCGUCUGAAUGCCCGUCUCAUCGCCUACGCCUCUGACCAGGCUCACUCCUCAGUAGAGAAGGCUGGCUUGAUUUCCCUGGUGAAGAUGAAGUUUCUGCCUGUGGAUGACAACUUCUCGCUCCGAGGGGAAGCUCUUCAGAAAGCCAUUGAGGAAGACAAGCAGCGGGGCUUGGUGCCUGUCUUUGUCUGUGCAACACUAGGGACCACUGGGGUCUGUGCAUUUGACUGCCUGUCAGAGCUGGGCCCCAUCUGUGCCAGUGAAGGGCUAUGGCUCCACAUCGAUGCUGCUUAUGCAGGCACUGCCUUCCUGUGCCCCGAGUUCCGGGGAUUCCUGAAGGGCAUUGAGUAUGCUGACUCCUUCACCUUUAAUCCUUCCAAGUGGAUGAUGGUGCACUUUGACUGUACUGGGUUCUGGGUCAAGGACAAGUACAAGUUGCAGCAGACCUUCAGCGUGAACCCCAUCUACCUCAGGCAUGCCAACUCAGGUGCAGCCACUGACUUCAUGCACUGGCAGAUUCCCCUGAGCCGACGGUUUCGGUCUAUUAAGCUCUGGUUCGUGAUUCGGUCCUUCGGGGUGAAGAAUCUUCAAGCACAUGUUAGACAUGGGACUGAAAUGGCUAAAUAUUUUGAAUCUCUGGUCAGAAAUGACCCUUUCUUUGAAAUUCCUGCCAAGAGACACCUUGGCCUGGUGGUUUUUCGUCUAAAGGGUCCUAAUUGUCUCACAGAAAGUGUGCUAAGGGAAAUAGCCAAAGGUGGCCGACUCUUCCUCAUCCCAGCUACGAUCCAGGACAAGCUGAUCAUCCGUUUCACUGUGACAUCCCAGUUUACCACCAAGAAUGACAUCCUGAGAGACUGGAACCUCAUCCGAGAUGCAGCCACACUUGUCUUGAGUCUGCACUGUACUUCCCAACCAAGCCCUCAAGCCAGGAACCUCAUCCUUCCAGUCAGGGGCCCCAGAAGCGUGGCUGGUGGAAUGUCCCUUCAGUCUGUCAAUGAAGGAGGAGAUGACCCAGCCCAGGCCAGGAAGAUCAUCAAGCAGCCACAGCGUGUGGGAGCCAGUCCCGGGACAAAGGAAGACAGCAGCCAUCUUGAUUCCUUGCUGGACCCACUUGAUGACUGCUUUUCAGAAGAGGCCCCAGAUGUCACCAAGCACAAGCUGUCCUCCUUCCUGUUCAGUUACUUGUCUGUGCAGAAUAAGAAGAAGACGGUGCGGUCCCUCAGUUGCAACAGCGUGCCUGUGAGUGCUCAGAGGUCAUUGCCUACAGAUGGUUCUGCAAAGAAAGGGGGCUCCUCCCAGGUCGGAAUCUUUUCCAGGUUCCCUGAAGAGAUGAUGAUGCUGAAGAAAAGUGCCUUCAAAAAGCUCAUCAAGUUUUACAGUGUCCCUAGCUUUCCUGAGUGCAGCUCUCAGUGUGGGCUGCAGCUGCCCUGUUGCCCUUUGCAGGCCAUGGUGUAGACAAGGGUCUUCAGCCAGAGUCCAAAGAUGUGCUUCAGAAAGUCUGUGAACCCCUCAAAGUUACGUGCAGUUCAUGUGCUUAUGUGUAUGUGCAUUUUUCUUGGGGUGAGUCCAUAAUUUUACUGAGAUUCUCAUUAAGGUUCAUGAUCCACCAAGGGAUAUAAAUGGAGAGUUGAAGCCAGUGUGAUCCAGAGUUUCAGCAGCUCAGAAAGGUAGUAUACUGACAGGCAGCUUCUCUGGUUCACCUUGUGACGUGAAAAAUAAUGCUGAAAUAAAUUGUGCUUGUCCCGGAAACAAA
This is a messenger RNA of Castor canadensis (American beaver), 2332 nucleotides long. RefSeq names its product histidine decarboxylase (gene Hdc). Gene Ontology annotation, cellular component: cytoplasm. Lineage: Eukaryota; Metazoa; Chordata; Mammalia; Rodentia; Castoridae. Gene Ontology annotation, molecular function: histidine decarboxylase activity; pyridoxal phosphate binding. The record is from RefSeq and is a predicted model, not a curated record. Gene Ontology annotation, biological process: histamine biosynthetic process; L-histidine catabolic process.